CAUCUUCAAAAUGCCUGUCAAAAACAUUGUUUCCAAUAUAUGAAUUAGUCAUGUUACAGAAUUUCUCAUCAUCUAGCUCCAGCAAAUAAAUUUUCUUUGCUUUUUGAGACAUUCAAUAUACAUUAAUUUGUUGUCUAUUAUGGUCUUAAUACCUCAAUAUACACCAUAGGGUUAAUUAAAUCAAAGCAAACAAUAAAUAAAAAUGGUAUUUUUGGAAAUUUUAUUAAUAAUAUUUAUCAAAAUACCCUUGUUUUGGAGUGUGAAACUAGCUUAUCAAAUCUGGUGGAAACCUAAGAUAGCAAAGCGCAAAUUGAGAAAACAAGGCAUACAUGUUCAAUCAUCUAAGUUACCACAUGGAAAUGUUGAAGAUGAUAACAUCGAGCCGGAGCUAACCCACGAUAUCGCGGCUCGUGUUGAUCCUUUGCUUCACGAACUCGCUUCGAGACAUAAGAAACUAUUUGUUGUUUGUGAUGGAACAAUGCCUACUGUUAUAGUCAUGGAUCCAGAGCUUAUAAAAGAGAUUCUAACAAGGAACUUUGAUUUUCAAAGUCCAGAAGCAAGUCCAACAAUGAAGUUUUUCGUGAAAGGUUUGGCAAAUAUUGAUGGAGAUAAAUGGGCAAAACACAGGAACAUAAUCAAUCCUGCCUUCCACAUAGACAAAUUGAAGGGAAUGUUGCCAUCUUUUAUGGCAUCUUGUGAAGAAAUGGUUCAAAGAUGGGACAACUUAAUUGGAUCAACAGAGUGUUAUGAAGUAGAUGUUCUGCCUGAGUUUCAAAAUUUAACAACAGACAUAAUAUCAAAGGCAGUUUUUGGUAGCAACCUUGAAGAAGGGGAGUUCAUAUUUUCUCUUCAAAGAGAACAAGGGCAACUCUUUUUAGAGUCUCUUUUUAAGCCCAAUUCUAUUUGGUCAAGGUUCUUGCCCUCAAAACUAAACAAAAGAAUGAAGCAGAAUCACCGUAAAAUCCGAUCUUUAUUUGAAGGCAUACUAGAGAAGGAAGAGAAGGUUGUACUAUCAAGAGAUGAUAAUCAUCAUGAUUUACUCAGUCUAUUACUCCAUUCUAAUUUAAACGAAACUAAUCAAAAUAAAAAUGGCGGAAUGUCGAGAGAAGAUGUGAUAGAAGAAUGCAAAUUAUUCUACUUUGCUGGUCAUGAGACAACUGCAAGUUUGUUGGUGUGGACGAUGAUUGUGCUAAGCAUGCACCAAAAUUGGCAAGAUAAAGCUAGGAAUGAGGUUUUACAGGUUUUUGGGAAAAAUAAACCAACUUUCGAUGACUUGAACUACUUGAAAAUUGUAAAUAUGGUUCUACUCGAAGUCCUGAGAUUAUACCCACCAACAUCGUUGGUUCGAUCCAUUCAUAAAAAUACUAAAAUCGGAGAGUACUCUCUACCAAAAGGAGUCACCUUGAAAGUCCCAUUGCACCUGGUUCAAAGAGGUCAAGAACUAUGGGGAGACAAUGCGGUAGAGUUCAAUCCUGACAGGUUUUCUGAUGGGAUUUCGAAUGAUCAAUUGUCAUUAUUUUCUUUCGGAUGGGGACCAAGAAUUUGCAUUGGCCAAAAUGUUGCUAUGCUUGAAGCUAAAUUAGCACUAGCUCUAAUCUUGCAACGUUUUUCAUUUCACCUCUCGCCUACGUAUAAACAUGUUCCUACUGUUGUAAUUACACUUCAACCUAAGUUUGGAGCACAAAUUAUCUUACAAAAGAUUUGAAUCGUUUAGCUCCCUAAUGUGUUGUAUAGAAAUAUUGUAACACCCAUAUUUGAGUUGCAUAAAGUCACAUGCUCAUGCAUUUCAAUCAUUUUGAUGGUCAAGAGUAGGGGUGUUCAAAUAUGAGUUAUUUAAACCAUGAACUCAUAACAGGAUAGCAUUUCUAGUGUAAUAUUGAUCAUUCGAAAGAUUUUUAAAUUUUGGCUCACUAUAAAAUGAGCUUUCCAAAAUUUAUAACCCCCACAAUCCAAAUUGUACACCCAAGUCAAGAGUAAGCG
This is a messenger RNA of Mercurialis annua (annual mercury), 1980 nucleotides long. RefSeq names its product cytochrome P450 72A397-like. NCBI's taxonomy places the organism in Eukaryota, Viridiplantae, Streptophyta, Magnoliopsida, Malpighiales, Euphorbiaceae. The record is from RefSeq and is a predicted model, not a curated record. The coding region runs from base 203 to 1705 and encodes 500 amino acids. Gene Ontology annotation, molecular function: heme binding; monooxygenase activity; iron ion binding. The transcript is spliced from 5 exons.